CGCGGUAUGCAAAUGAGGCGGCGGAGCGGUGCCGGGUGCGGGUGAUGUGACGUCACUUCCGUCGCGCGGCGUGUGACGUCAGGGCAGCAAUGGCGGCGCCGCGGGUGUCGCUGGGGGUGCUGAAGGAGCCGCUGGGGCUGAGCCGGGGCCUGCAGUGGUUUUUCUCCAUUUUCGCUUUCGCCACCUGCGGCUCCUUCCAGGGCUCCGUCACCUUCGGCGUCACCUGCGCGGGCGCGGCCAACGGCAGCCAGGUGACAAAUGUCACCGCCGCCUUCGGGUACCCCUUCAGGUUGAACCAGGCCGUGUUCCAGCCCUCCCUGACCCACCUGUGUAACCACACCUGGCCGCGGGACGUUCACCUGCUCGGCGACUUCUCCUCGGCCGCCCGCUUCUUCGUGGGCGUGGCCGUGGCCGCCUUCCUCUACAGCCUGGGGGCGCUGGGGGCCUACCUGGGCUACCUGCACCUGUACAGGUGGGCGGGGUCCCGCCUGCCCCUCCUGGACCUGCUGCUCUCGGGGCUGCUGGCCGCCCUGUGGCUCGUGGCCUCCUCGGCCUGGGCCCAGGCCCUGGGGCACGUGCGGGCGGCGACGGCCGCGCCCCUCCCCCACUGCCCCUCCCCCACCGGCAGCGUCACCUGCGCGCGCGUCGCGGCCACGCCCAUGGGCAGCCUGGGGGCCUCGGUGGCCUUCGGAUUCCUCAACCUCCUGCUCUGGGCCGGCGGCUCCUGGUUCGUCUACAAGGAGACCCCUCUGCACCGCCCGGCCCCGCCCCCCGACCCCGCCCCCUCCCCCAUGUGACCCCGCCCCUCGGCCACACUUCUGUAGCGGUGCCGAGUUUGGGGGCGGGGCCGAGGGUUGGGGGGCGGGGCUUUGCACG
Messenger RNA from Haemorhous mexicanus (house finch), 876 nucleotides. Its product is annotated as synaptophysin-like protein 1. The transcript has 5 exons. The coding region runs from base 90 to 797 and encodes 235 amino acids. The record is from RefSeq and is a predicted model, not a curated record. NCBI's taxonomy places the organism in Eukaryota, Metazoa, Chordata, Aves, Passeriformes, Fringillidae. Gene Ontology annotation, cellular component: synaptic vesicle; synaptic vesicle membrane.